Messenger RNA from Chlamydomonas reinhardtii, 4037 nucleotides. RefSeq lists its product as uncharacterized. Gene Ontology annotation, cellular component: PAS complex; endosome membrane. The record is from RefSeq and is a predicted model, not a curated record. Bases 146 to 2629 code for a protein of 827 amino acids. The transcript has 16 exons. Gene Ontology annotation, biological process: phosphatidylinositol biosynthetic process; positive regulation of kinase activity. NCBI's taxonomy places the organism in Eukaryota, Viridiplantae, Chlorophyta, Chlorophyceae, Chlamydomonadales, Chlamydomonadaceae.
CUCUCGGUCCUCAGGAAGGGGUGUUGGCUAGUCUGAAGUCUGGAAAUCAGCAAGAAGGACGCCGUGCAGGUGCAACAAAGAAUGAAAUAGGUACUCGAAUAUAAAUACGUGCAGUCUAGCAGCUCGGAGGUGACAGCUGCGCACAAUGGGAGUCACGGACGAACUCUUGCCAGCUGCUGUGCUCCGGCAGAUUGGAGAUAAGCUUUAUGAAAAGCGAAAGGUUGCGGCGCUGGAAGUGGAGCAACUCAUCAAGCGGCUCGCGGCACAGAACGAUCAACACCGCAUUCGGCUGACAGUUGACAAGCUCAUCAGCGACUAUGCAUUUUCAAGUCAGGCCAACCACCGCAAGGGCGCCCUCCUGUGCCUGGCGGCCAGUGCGGUGGGCCUGGGGGACCCCACAGAGGUGCACCUGAGGCAGAUCGUGCCGCCCGUGCUGGCGUCUUUCACAGACCAGGACGCGCGCGUGCGCUACUACGCCUGUGAGGCGCUGUACAACAUCGCCAAGGUGGCUCGCGGCACAUUCAUCCUGUUCUUCAAUGAGGUGUUCGACGCCAUGUUCAGGUUGUGCGCGGACAGCGAGGCCAACGUGCAGAACGCGGUGCAGUUCCUGGACGCGCUGAUCAAGGACAUCGCCGCCGACUGUACGCACUGGGACGUUGGCGCCUUCAUUCCCAAGCUGCGCGAUUACCUGCGCGUCACCAACCCGCACAAGCGCCAAUUCCUGCUCAGCUGGGUGGUGGUGCUGGACAGCCUGCCGCAUGUGCGCAUGCUGCGCCACCUGCCCGCGCUGCUGGAUGGGCUGCUGUCCAUGCUGGCGGAGCCGGUGCGGGAGGUGCGCACGCAAGCCGCCAACUGCCUCAAGGACUUUCUGUCCGAGAUCCGCGCCACGCCGCCCUCGGAGCUGGCGCCCGACUUCUUCAGCCGCCUCACCACCACACUGGUGGACCGCGCCGGCAGCCCGGACGAGCUGACGCGCCUCACGGCCAUCCACUGGCUGCGCUCCUUCGUGGAGCUGGCGCCGCGCCGCAUUCAUGGCCACGUGCCCGCCAUCCUGGGCGUGGUGCUGUACAACAUCUCCAGCCACAACCCCGACAUUCAGCGGGAGUGCCAGGAGGCCAACGCUGCGCUGCUGCGGCUCGAGGUGGGCAUGUGCGAUGACGACGGGCAUCCCGAAUCGGCGGCAGGGGCUGCAGGUGCGGGUGCUGGAUAUGGUGCCGCCGGCGCGCCUCACGGCAUUAUCAGCUCCAUUGACAUGGCGGCCAUCCUGGGGACCGUCAUCCUGGAAAUGCGCAGCGAGAUGGAGGCCACACGGCUGGAGGCUCUGCGCUGGCUCCAUUUCCUGCUUGCGCGGGCGCAGGACCUGGUACUGGAGCAGGUGGGCCGCCUGCUGCCGCCACUGCUGGAUUCCUUGUCGGCACCCAGCGACGCCGUGGUCACCUCGGCGUUGGGUGUGCUGGCGGCGUUGGCGGAAUGCCCCGGCCAGUUCUCGCCGGUGCUGGUGGCCCUGUUGGACCGGUUCCGCGGCGAGGCAGGCUUCGCGCUGCUGCAGCGCAGUGGCUCCAGCCUGCUGAGGCGGCUAUGCAGCCACCUGGGCGCGGCGGCGGUGCUCACGGAGCUGGGCGCCAUCCUGCAGCGUGACGCGGACAUGGGCUUCGCGGCCACCAUGGUGUCGGUUCUAAACCUCAUCCUGCUGACUGGGCCUGAGUUGGCGGAGCUCCGGGACCAGUUGCGGCGAGCGGCGAAGGAUCCCGCGGGGGCAAGGCUCUUCAGCGUGCUGUACCCGUCCUGGUGCUACAGCGCAGGCGCGCUGCUGAGCCUUUGCUUCGUGGCCCAGGCUUAUGACCACGCGGUGGAUAUUGUGCACGCCUUCGCUGACCUGCCCUUCGGUGCGGAGCUGCUAGUGCAGGUGGACCGGCUGGUGGCGCUGCUGGAGACGCCCUGCUUCACGUUCCUGCGCCUGCAGCUGCUGGAGCCGCGCAAGCACCCCUCGCUGCUGCGGGCGCUGUAUGGGCUGCUGAUGCUGCUCCCGCAGUGCAACGCCUUCCGCAUGCUCAACACCCGUUUGCAGGCCGUCCCCACGUUGGAGCUGCUCCAGCUCGGCGCCAGCCUGGGGCCCGCUGGACCUGCUGCAGGGGCCAGGAGCCUGUCGGUUGCGGAGGAUCCCGCAGCGGCCACAUGGACUGACUUUAACGCGCUUCUGGCGGUCUUCCGCGCUGCACAGCUCCGCCAAUACGAGGCGUACACCGUCCAACGGCAGCCGCCACCGCUGAUGCCCGUUGGUGCGGCCGGUUUGGGCGUCCUGUUCGCCGCGGGGGUGGCGGACCGGCCCAGUACCCUGAGCACGGCAGAUGUACGUGGUGUGCCGGCCGUGACGUCCAGUCCGAACCAACUGGUACAAGCAGCUGAGCCAGAGCCUGCAGCGAGUGGGCAAGGAGGACGCGUCGAUGCACAGCAGGCGAUGCAGCUCCACCAGCCCGCACAGGACGCGGCUGCAGAACAGGAAGCGCUGACGGCUGGCCAGGGGCAGGCCCACGGCAACCCCUUCCUCCAACCCGACGAAAUUGUACUGAGCAAGCCUGCGGGCGGGUCUCUGCAGAAGGCGGCAUCGGCGGGGAGCCAGCAGAGCUAGAGUGUGGCGGAACUACAUCAGUCAGUCUUUGGCCUUGAUUGUUGUUGAACCUCCGGACUAGGAUUGCCUGUUAUGACAGUACAGUACAGUGAAUGCAGCAGGAAAUGCUAAUACGAUAUCCAGAUUGGCGCUGUGGGAGUGGCUGGGGGGCGGUGGGCGCUGUGGGCGCAGGUAAGGGAUCGUAAAACAGAGUGCCAGCCCCAUGCCCCACGCCCAUGCCCUGAAACCCUCGGGACCGACUGACCGAAUAACCCCGACAACUGGUUGACGGAAUCCGCCUUGAUAAGGGGUUGGCUUGCCCCUUCCCCGAAGGGGGAGGGGCGGAAGCCAUUGCGGUCGCAUCGAGUUCCCGGGUGGGGCCCCCUCGGUUAUGACAGUUUUACCUUGAGUUAUUUCUCGGGAAACCCGAGCACAGCAGGCGAGUGGCAUGUGAGAACUACGCUCUGGAAUAUGUGCGUAGCGAUGCGAAACUUGGAAAAAACAGAAGCUCAGCGGUAGGACGAAGUUCAGCGGAGGAGUAACGCGCAAGUGCAGGAGAACCCACAAAGGUCUACGCAAUGACGAGCGUUGAGAAUGCAAAGGUGCAAACGCUGGCACCUAUAUUCCAACGCUUGAUUAUGGCGACAGGAUUGAGUUGCUGGACGGGCGGGUCAGUACACAGAGGUUACCAAUGUAAAGGACGUCAUUAUACUUGGACCAUAACCAGCUCAUAUAAUGUGUUGCCGCUCAAGCGGCAUCACAUCAGCACUUGUUGUGAGGCCCUCAUCCGCGCAGAAGAGCGCGAGCACCGUGGAAUAGUAUUACGUUGUGCAGUGACUGGUAGUUUUAAGGGUCCCCGUGAAGGAAGGUCGCUCUAGCGACAGCAAGGCCACUUGCAGCGUCGCAUAACGCCAACGCGGUUUACAGCGCAUUUCCAAUUAUCGCUAUCAAGUUGGGAAUGAUCUUUUUGACGCAGUAGGCUACGUCGUAGCAAUGGUGCUCGGACAAGUGGUCGAUGCGCACAUGUUCGUGCGAGGGCCAUGAACGCACUAGAACAAGCUUUCGCGGAGUACUCAGAAGCCGUCGCCCAGCUUGGAGACGUGGGCGAUAACAUUGGCGUGCUCGAGAUACACUAUGUAGACGAGGGCCGGGCACGAACCGCUGCAGCUACCCUUCUCGCGCAGUACACAGCCUCUAACCCUCUACCAGGACGCAGUCGGCCAAGUGGGGAGGAGGAAGCCUUGCACUUGCAUAUACCGCGAUAUGAUGCGGUCUGCGCCUCGACUUCAGAACGUAACGCUACCUGAACACUUGUGGGGAGAUGCAAUAGCUGUGCACUGGGUUGCGCGCGCGCUGGCCUUGAACCUGACAGUGCGGACAUCCGUAAUGACAGAGCCAGAAGUGUAUGCGUUUGGAGGGACACAACCUA